AUGCGACGUGUCAUAUUUUCCUUUCCAGUUCACUACCGUGCGCUUGUGUCGGUUCGCAGCUGUGCGACUAAAGCAAGCAAGGAUCCCAAAUUGGAUGAUCUUGCCAAUGCAUAUUCGCAGCUAACACUUAAGGAGCUCUCGGAGCUGCAGCGACUCAUUUUCAAGAAACUCGGCCACAGUGAUGAGUUCUAUGAAAAGGCUCUUCUGCGCGGUCUUGGCGGUGGGGGCGGUGGUGUUAUGAUGGCAGCCCCCGCCGCAGUGGCUGCAGCCCCGGGUGCGGCCGCCGCAGCUGCGGGAGGAGCAGAGGAGGCGCCAAAGGCUGAGAAGAAGAAGGUAGAGAAGAGUACUUAUGAUGUGAAGCUGGCCAAAUUUACGCCAGACAUCAAGGUGAAGCUCAUUAAAGAGCUUAGAUCUGUUACAAAUCUUUCCAUCUCAGAUGCAAAGGGCGCUAUUGAAAAAUGUCCGGGUCUUGUGCAGACGAAUAUGCGGAAGGAAGAUGCCGAAAAACUCAAAGCUCUCUUUGAGAAACUAGGUGCUACCGUCGAACUAUUAUAA
Molecule: messenger RNA, 555 nt
Organism: Trypanosoma theileri
Lineage: Eukaryota; Euglenozoa; Kinetoplastea; Trypanosomatida; Trypanosomatidae
Product: 60S ribosomal protein
Exons: 1
Coding region: 1-555 (184 amino acids)
Biological process (GO): translation
Cellular component (GO): ribosome
Molecular function (GO): structural constituent of ribosome
Source: RefSeq, a predicted model, not a curated record